Molecule: messenger RNA, 1725 nt
Organism: Daktulosphaira vitifoliae (grape phylloxera)
Lineage: Eukaryota; Metazoa; Arthropoda; Insecta; Hemiptera; Phylloxeridae
Gene: AspRS-m
Product: aspartate--tRNA ligase, mitochondrial
Exons: 11
Coding region: 116-1705 (529 amino acids)
Biological process (GO): aspartyl-tRNA aminoacylation
Cellular component (GO): mitochondrion
Molecular function (GO): aspartate-tRNA ligase activity; ATP binding
Source: RefSeq, a predicted model, not a curated record
AAAAUUUCAAAAAUUGACGUUUUGUAAUUUUUAAUUAAAAUAAUUUUUUACGGAUUUUUCUAAAUUAAUUAUCUAUAUUGUUGUUCACAUAUUUAUAUCCUUAUAUAUAAAAGUCAUGAGUUAUUUACCAAGGUAUUUGUCUAAAGAUUUUUAUUUAUUCAAGUAUUCAAAUCGCAAGUUAUUUUGUUGUAUGUUUAACUGCUCCUUGUGGUGUAGAAAAAGUUAUUCACAAAAACCUGAUAUAAAUACUUUAAAGUUAAACUCUGCUCAAGAAGAAUUGAAACAUAAUACAUCAAAAACGAAUUUAUACACAUUUCGAACUCAUACGUGUGGUGAACUAAGAUCUAACAAUGUUGGUGAAUAUGUUGUUCUUUGUGGCUGGCUGGAAUAUGUUCGUCUUGGUCGUUUUAUUGUUUUAAGGGAUGGUUAUGGUUCAACUCAACUUAUUAUUCCAAAAAAUGACACAAAAUUAAUCAAUAUUAUAAAGAUUGUUCCUCUAGAAUCAAUUUUGAGCUGUCACGGUUUUGUACAUUCAAGACCUACUGAACAAAUUAAUGAAGACCAGAAAACUGGAACAAUAGAAGUUGUUAUAAAGAAAAUUGAUGUGCUAAAUAUUGUGAAAACUACUAUACCUUUUCAAAUUAGAAAUUUUAAUAAGGCAAAUGAGUCCAUAAGAUUAAAACAUCGAUAUGUAGAUCUACGAUUUCCUGAUAUGCAGUACAAUCUUCGUUUGAGGUCAAAAUUAUUAAUGCGAAUGCGUGAAUUUUUGAUUAAUUAUCGAAAUUUUGUAGAAGUAGAAACUCCUACAUUAUUUAAAAAAACUCCUGGUGGUGCCCAAGAAUUUAUUGUUCCUACUCAUGAGAUAGGUAAAUGUUAUUCACUUGUUCAAAGCCCUCAACAACUUAAACAAUUGUUAAUGGUGGGAGCUAUUGAUAGAUAUUUUCAAAUAGCCAAAUGCUAUAGAGAUGAGGCUACUAGACCCGAUAGACAACCUGAGUUUACACAACUCGAUAUAGAAAUGUCUUUUACUGAUCAAAAUGGUGUCAUAAAACUUAUCGAAGAGUUAUUACUAUAUAUAUGGCCAAAAGAAUUAGGUGAAAUACAAAUACCAUUCCCUCGUAUGUCUUAUGAUGAUGCAAUAAAAAAUUAUGGUACAGAUAAGCCAGAUAUAGGAGGCAAAUUGAAGGGUGAAUCAAAUGAUAUAAAGAAUACUAGCAAAAAUACUAAUCCUUGGAGAUUUGUUUGGAUUGUUGAUUUUCCCCUUUUUGAAACAAGUUCUAAUGGAAAAUCAAUUCAAUCAGUACAUCAUCCUUUUACUCAACCACAAGAAGAAAUCACUUCUUCAAAUAUACUUAAAGUAAAAGGAUACCAUUAUGAUUUAGUUCUUAAUGGAUGUGAAGUAGGUGGUGGUUCAAUUCGUAUACAUGAUGCAGACUUACAAACUAGAGUAAUUGAAUCUAUUUUGAAAAUACCUAUUCACAGUAUGUCUCAUUUAAUUGAAGCUUUAAAGUCUGGAUGUCCUCCUCAUGGCGGAAUAGCUCUUGGAGUUGAUAGAUUAUUAUCUAUUUUAUGUAAUACAAAUAGUAUUCGAGAUGUUAUAGCAUUCCCAAAAACAUUUGAAGGAAAAGACUUAUUAACAGGUGCUCCAUCAGAAAUAACUGAUGAAGAUAAAGAAAGAUAUUACUUGAAAUUUGAAAAGAAAUAAAAUUCUAAAUUUUAAACAAA